Molecule: messenger RNA, 5127 nt
Organism: Culex pipiens pallens (northern house mosquito)
Lineage: Eukaryota; Metazoa; Arthropoda; Insecta; Diptera; Culicidae
Gene: Hmt4-20
Product: histone-lysine N-methyltransferase Suv4-20
Exons: 4
Coding region: 1611-5057 (1148 amino acids)
Cellular component (GO): nucleus
Molecular function (GO): histone H4K20 methyltransferase activity; protein binding
Source: RefSeq, a predicted model, not a curated record
UUUUGUUCAACUCAGCAGUGUAGUGUUCGUCUCUCUACUCAGCACGAAAGAAGAUAAGUGAAAAGUGAAGCCUUCGGAACGCAAAAGAGUUGAAAAAUCACGGUUCCUCGCGUAGAGACAAAAAGAAAAUCCAGGGGAAAACAGACCAAAUUCGGAUUUGCUGGCCUCGUCGUGCCGAAAUGAGCCAGCUUGUCCUCCCGGAGGAACAACAACCAGCAGCUUCGUCGUCGGCGCAAGAAAGAAAGUUUCCGAUUUUCGUCGCAGCAGGCGCAGAAAAAGAAAUGGACCAGGUUACGGGCGGACGCUAGAGCUGCUCGGAAUCGAUUCCGAAAGGACGAAGGUGGACGUGACGCGCCGCGAUUGAAAAAAAUGGAUCAAAUUUAAAUCAACUUUGAAGAAUCAAGAGUUGCUGCAGAUAAGCAAACAACAAAGGACAAGCUGAAAUGCCAUCGUGGGAGUUUCCAGAAAAUUUCCAAAACUGCCAGCCCCUGUGCUGUGAGAAUGUUUUGAAUGUACACAGUCGGGGAGAGCAGUCAAGUCGUUCCGUGGCCGCCGCCUGGCGGUCAGUACUCUUCCGUCUGGCCAACGCAGCACGCAGCGGAGAGCGCCGUUCAUUCGCCAGUCUGAUCUAAUGGUGUAAUUCACACACAACCACACCAUAAAGGAGAGUCCAGAAUGAAGAGAGCAGCAGCAAGAAAAGCUGACUGUUUACGUCCGUAACGGUGUGUUUGUGGGAAGAACCGUGUGUGUGGCCGCGGCGGACUUUCGACAGAGAAAGAGCAGCAGACAUCGUCGUCGGGCGAAAUGAAAUGAUGAGGAGGGAAAAAAAAAGAAGCAAAGCACAAGAAGUGAAAAGGGGAAAAAAAGUGUAAAGCGCGUCACUUCUAGAAGGGAACUUUGACGACGUCUCGGGACAGCAGCAGUGUGGUGUUGGAAAUAUGGACGAUUCCGACGGUCUGCGGUUGUGUUCUUAAUUUGUGCAAAUUGGCAAAAUCGAAAACGGUGAGGCGCGCGCGUGUGUGCCGACGACGACAGAAGAACCCAGAAGAGUGAACGCGAAAAAUCGAAACUUUGGUCGGGGACGACGAAGGUGAAACGGGGAAGAACACGAACGCGAGCAGAAAACAGAGCCAUGAACACGGUCGAGUAGGAGUUUCGAUUUCGCCCAGGAUUGCGCGACCGACGGUGAAGAAGAACGACGACGAGUCCGACAGCACGCGCAUUGAAAUCAUCAAGUUGAGUUGCGAGAGAGCGGCCACAAGCUGCCUCCAUUAGUAGCGGUGGUUCCUGCUGAGGCCGCGGCGACAUUUCGGACGACCGUCGUCUCGGCAGCCCUCGCGAUAGCAUCGUCCAGAGGGGUCAGUGCCGGCGGCGGAGGUGGUGGGGGAGGGGGUGGAAGUGGAGGAGGAGGAGGCGGCGGAGGCACCAGUAGCAGACAACGACGACGUGUUCUGUUACGCAGUAAUAAAGGUGGUGGAGUUUCGACGCCGCGCACUGGCCCUGAAACGAGAUCGGCAAUCCUCGGCAGACAGCAGCGGCUUCGGCGUCGUCGUCGCCGGCAGCGUCAGCGUCAAAACGGCCUCAACGGCUCAAGCUCAGCCGCGACGAAGAUGGUCGUAGCGUCUGCCGGAGGUCACAGCAACGGCAGCAAUGGAAGUCACGGUGGAAGUACGGGGGCGCAGUCCCACAACAAGCUGCCGCUGCAGGUCACGUCCGGUGGCACCGGGAUGACGCCGAAGGAGCUGUCCGACAACGAUGACCUGGCGACGGGCGUCGUGCUGGACACGAUCCUGGGCUUUCAGACGCACAAAAUGAACCUCAAGUAUCGGCCGCUCCGGGUCAACACCGAACCCGUCAAGGACCUGCUGGAGGAGUUUAUCCGCACGCAGAACUACGCCAAAUGCUACCAGCAGCUGAUGAAGGGCAGCUGGAUUCCGCGGUCGGCGCUCAACAAGAGCAAGCUCGCCCAGAAGCGGCUGGAGGCGCACAUCUACCGCUACCUCCGCGUGUUUGACCGGAACGCCGGCUUCGUGAUAGAGGCCUGCUACCGCUACUCGCUCGAGGGCCAGAAGGGCGCCAAGAUCUGCUCGACCAAGCGGUGGCUCAAGCACGAAAAGAUCGAGUGCCUGGUCGGGUGCAUCGCCGAGCUGACGGAGAAGGAGGAAGCGGCGCUGCUGCAGCCCGGCCGGAACGACUUCAGCGUGAUGUACAGCUGCCGGAAGAACUGCGCCCAGCUGUGGCUGGGACCUGCGGCGUACAUCAACCACGACUGCCGGGCGAAUUGCAAGUUUGUGGCGACCGGACGGGACACGGCCUGCGUCAAAGUGCUGCGGGAUAUUGAGAUUGGCGAGGAGAUAACCUGCUUUUAUGGGGAGGACUUUUUCGGGGAUAACAACCGGUACUGCGAGUGUGAAACUUGCGAGAGGCGUGGAACGGGGGCGUUCGCCAAGGACAAGAACGGCGAGGACCAGCAGAGCCCGAACGGGGUGCGGUACAGGUUGCGGGAAACGGACAACCGGCUGAACCGGCUCAAGAGCAAAAAUAGUCCGGUGGCGGAGAAUGGCAAAACCAGCAUCGGCAAGAGCGAACCGCCCUCGGCCCUGGCCGCACUCAGCAUGAAAGAGUUGCGCGAAAAGGGCAUGACCAAGUACGACGCCGAGAUGCUGCUGGCGUCGACCCAGCAAAAGUCGUCCCCCUUCGAGGGGAAUCACGUGCCGGAGGCGAGUGAGGAACCUACGACGACGACGAGCGUCGUUCCGACGACGACCCAGGAAGACAACAACAAACGAGCCACCCGUUCAUCGCGACGAUUUCAACAGACUCCGUCGACGUCAGAGGGCGUCGGUCCACGCCGCUUCAGCAGCAACAGCAGCCUUAACACGGACAUUUCCAGCGUACUCUCGUCGACGUCCUCGUUCGUUACGGCCAAAUCGACCUGCUCCGUGCCGACGGCCGCCGAACGCAAAAUGAUGCCCCGCGAGGACGCCGAAGUCAAGUCGUCCGCGGUCAUCGUCAUCGACGACGACCACAACAGCUGCCACUCGUACGCGUCCAAAGCCAGCAGCAGCACCAGCACCAGCAAAAGCAACGUGUAUGUGUUCAACGAUCUCCUGGACGGUGGGGGCGAAGGCGCCGACGGCGCCCCCCUUAACGGCUACACACUCCGCAACCAUCACCAGUGCAGCAAGGACGUUCCGACGGCGGCGGUGGUUCCCACGAAGCGACGAUCUGCGCGCGCUCCGGAAGUGGUCAGCCCAAGGGUAACGCGAACGCGCAAGCAGCGGCUGCUGAUGAAGGUUGAGGAACCGCUGCAGACGACUCCGUCGUCGAAGGAUCUCGCCUCGUCGGCGUCUACGACGCCCGGCAGUGGGGACAGCUCGAACCGGGGCAAUCGCCGGAAGCAGAAGCUGCAAACGCGGACGCUGCAGGCGGACGAGGAAGCGGCGCUGCAGAAGCAGGUCCUGGAGGCGGCGGCCAGCGAGCAGCCGGAUCUGCUGCGGUUGGUUCCGCGGCGGCUUGUCCUGGGUGGUGAAGGGGAAGGGGAAGAAGACGACGAGGACGAUGUGAUCCUGUCGAACUGUGUAACCAAUUGUGAUGUAGCGAGUAGCGAUAAGUUAGUGCCGGACGUAAUUGUGCUGAGCAGUGGAGUCAGCAGCAGUAGUGGUAGCAGUAGUUGUGGUAGUGAGAGUAGAUGUAACAGUGUUGGCAAGGGUGAGGGGGAACAGUCCCAGCAGCUGGAGCAGGUCCCGGAGGAGCAGGGGGAACUUGCCUCGAAGUUGGUGAUUGGUUCGCGCAAGCGGAAAGUGUCCAAAAGUGUGAGCGAGUCGGAGAGCAGUAGCAGCUGGGAGAACAAGGUCCCGCAGCGGAACACCGGUAACAUUCCGAACCCGGAAGCGCUUCUCAAAACGCCCGAGCGACGACUCAAGCUGACGCUGCGCAUGAAGCGCAGUCCGGUCAUUGACGAGAUCAUCGAAUCAGGUACGAGCCUCAGCGAGGACACUUGCAGUACCAGCAACUUUAAGCCCGAGUACGAGAUUCUGCGCGUUGAGGGCAUCGCCGAGGAGUCCGACAAGGACGAAGACGACGAUGGUGAUGAUGAUGGCGGCGGCGGUGGAGACGAUGACGACGAGCUGACCUACAGCAGCAGCUGCAGCAGUAGACUGUCGCAAAAGCGCAAGAAACGCCACAAAUCGAAGGAAGCCCGAAGGCACCGGAAACGGGUCAAACGGGAACUUCGCCGCCACAACCAUCAUCAUCAUCACCAUCAAGAGGUGGAAGCCGCUGGGCAGCCACCCCAGCAACCUUCAGUUAUACUGCAACCUUCCGCGCUGGGACCGGUCACGGCGGCCAUGGCCGCUGCUGCCCGAACUCCCCCCAAACACUCGCCACAGGCAUUUCCCGCGCCAACCAAACGGUUGCGGCUCAUCUUCGGCAACGAAACCCGCACAAUCGACAUUCCACCGACCGCAAAGAUCUCCGCCGCGUCGUCGUCGUCAUCGCCCUCGACGACCGGCUCCACCUCCACCUCGUCCUCCGCCCCCUCCUCGCUGCCACUCUCCCCCGUGACCAGCUUAACGCCAAAUAACCCAAAUAACAGUUCCGCCGCCGUCGUCGCCGUCAGCAUCAACAACACGCCCGGGGUCAUCGUGAGUCCGACGCGCGUCGUCCAUCACCACCACCCGCAAACCCAAUUCCCCGCGUUCAACGGGUACUACAACCCGCUGUCGACGACCUUCCAGCAGUUUUCCCACCACUCCCAUCCCCACCACCAUCACCAUCAUCACAAUCUAUUCGCAUUUCAAACGCAGCCGACGACGGUCGAAUCCCAACAACCCGCCGCCCAACAUCCGCCUCCACAAGCCGCCGCCGUGAUUCAGCACACGGCCCAACUGCAGAAUCCGUACCAUCAUCAGUAUCACCAUCAUCAUCUGACGGCGGUGACGACGCCGACCAAGUGCAGUCCGUACGGGCAAGCGAUUGGGGGCGGUGCGGGGGGAGGGGGAGGUGGCAGUGUACUGACGACGGCGCCCGUUGGUGGGACGUUGUCGUUUAACUGACGGACGGUGGCGGAGGGGACGAGGGUGGAGCAGCGGGAGGAGGAGGACUAGGGAGCGUUUGGUUGGGGCG